Molecule: messenger RNA, 1604 nt
Organism: Jatropha curcas
Lineage: Eukaryota; Viridiplantae; Streptophyta; Magnoliopsida; Malpighiales; Euphorbiaceae
Product: E3 ubiquitin-protein ligase SINAT3
Biological process (GO): ubiquitin-dependent protein catabolic process; multicellular organism development
Cellular component (GO): cytoplasm
Molecular function (GO): zinc ion binding; protein binding; ubiquitin protein ligase activity
Source: RefSeq, a predicted model, not a curated record
CAAGCUAAUCUUCCAAUCCAAUGAAGCCUUCUCUUCUCCGUCUCUCUCUUUUUUCUCUCUCGCCUGAGAGUCGUUCGAUGUUGAUCGGCCGGCUCUUGCAAUUUCAAUCAUGAUUUUUCUCUCUCCCUCACCGAUUAAGAAAGGCAUCUGUUUUUGAUAAAGCAAAUAACCAAUUCUUGUUCUUGUUAUAUACAGAUUCAAUCACUCGCUCUCUCUCUCUCUCUCUUUUGGCCUAAUUUUUUCUCCUAUUCCGCCAUUAUUGCUCAUUAUACAUAAAAGAACAAUACCCAUCAAAGAAAAACGCCUUUUCUUUUGCAAAAUCUCCUUGACUUAUGUAGAAUUGUGAAUACAAUCAGAGAGUAGGUUUUUGAAUUUGGAAACUUUUCUUUAUCUCAUUUUGGGCAGUUUUGAGAAUGGAAUUAGAUUGCAUUGAGACCGUGCCGUCGUCAGAUUUGACAGACGAGGAUGAGAUCCAUCACCACCACCAUCAAUUCCCUUCAGUUCCUAAGCCUCAAAGCAACAACAUUAACAUCAAUAUCAUCAACAACAACAACAACAACAACAGUAAUACUGUUUCUUCAGCAAUCCAAUCUAUCAGUGUCCAUGAGCUGCUCGAAUGCCCUGUUUGCACAAAUUCCAUGUAUCCUCCAAUUCAUCAGUGCCACAAUGGACAUACACUUUGUUCGACUUGUAAAACAAGGGUGCACAACCGGUGUCCCACUUGUAGACAAGAGCUUGGUGAUAUUAGAUGUCUGGCAUUGGAGAAGGUAGCCGAAUCACUCGAACUGCCUUGCAAAUACAUGUCACUUGGAUGUCCAGAGAUUUUUCCGUACUACAGUAAACUCAAACAUGAGGCCCUCUGCAACUUCAGGCCAUAUAGCUGUCCUUAUGCUGGAUCUGAAUGUGCUGUUGUUGGCGAUAUUCCAUUCCUUGUUGCUCAUCUGAGGGAUGAUCACAAAGUAGAUAUGCACUCUGGAUGCACUUUCAACCAUCGUUAUGUAAAGUCUAAUCCCCGUGAAGUAGAAAAUGCAACAUGGAUGUUAACUGUUUUCCACUGUUUCGGCCAGUACUUCUGUCUGCAUUUUGAAGCUUUCCAGCUAGGGAUGGCUCCUGUUUAUAUGGCAUUCCUUCGUUUCAUGGGUGAUGAGACAGAAGCCCGGAAUUACAGCUACAGUCUUGAGGUUGGGGGAAAUGGGCGGAAACUCGUUUGGGAAGGCACCCCAAGAAGCAUUAGAGAUAGCCAUCGGAAGGUUAGGGAUAGCCAUGAUGGCUUGAUUAUACAGAGGAACAUGGCGCUUUUCUUCUCUGGAGGGGAUAGGAAAGAGUUGAAGCUUCGAGUGACAGGGCGCAUAUGGAAAGAACAACAAAACCCAGAAGGUGGGGCAUGCAUUCCCAAUCUCUGCAGUUAGGGUGUUCUGCCACAUGUGCCUCAUCUUUUGUAACGUUAGUAUAUUCAAAUAUCUUGAGAAUCCUUUUGUGUAUACUGGAGCCUAAACUGUAUGAAUUGUCAAUAAACUACUCAAAGAAGUUGUUCUGGCUACGUUGUGAAUUUGUUGUUUUGAUAGCUGAGUCAGUUAUGGUGUGCUUCAAUGCUUCUGUCCUAA